ACAGUGCAACACAAGACGCACAAGUCCGGAUCUGGGGUUCCGAGUUUGGGCAACACAGACCAAGAUGGGCAAGGGUGUGGAUGUCAAGCGUUUUAAGAACCAGGAGCCACUCUUUCUGCAGACGGCGGCCUUGGGCAAACCUGUCGAUGCGGCGGGCGACGAGGCCAUGGGAGGAGUGUGUGGAAGAGGAGCUGGAUGGCGGGAGCCGGCAAACGGGUCAGCCGAAACGAGGAAUGGCCCCCGUGAGAAGGAUGGCUGCGAUGAGGGAGGCGAUGACCGAGGGGGAGGCGUCAAGGCUGGCCUUGCAAGGGCCGGACUUUCCCUUGGUUUGGUCCGCUGGUAUGGAUGCCAGAGUGGACGCAGGACCGUCUUGCUGGGCGGGCUGUGCCGCGGCCAGAGUUUGGACCUGGAUACAGCAAAAGAAAAGUCGGGGCUUGCACUGCCCAGCUGGGGUCGGAGUGAGCAAGCUCUCGGCAGACGACAGCAGCACCACCCGGGGAUGCGACACCCGACAAACAGCCCCCCUAGAAAGGUUCCAAGGAGGCCGAGCUGGGUGCUGGGCAGGGUUGAUGAAAGGGGAAGAAGCGUCACACCACCAGCGCCUGACGAUCCCACGGUCCGCUGGUAUGGAUGCCAGAGUGGACGCAGGACCGUCUUGCUGGGCGGGCUGUGCCGCGGCCAGAGUUUGGACCUGGAUACAGCAAAAGAAAAGUCGGGGCUUGCACUGCCCAGCUGGGGUCGGAGUGAGCAAGCUCUCGGCAGACGACAGCAGCACCACCCGGGGAUGCGACACCCGACAAACAGCCCCCCUAGAAAGGUUCCAAGGAGGCCGAGCUGGGUGCUGGGCAGGGUUGAUGAAAGGGGAAGAAGCGUCACACCACCAGCGCCUGACGAUCCCACGGUCCGUCCCAGGCAGGCGGACAACGUUGCAGCGCUCUGCCAGUGCUCGCCUUGUCUUCUCCUUAGGCUGACUCUCCAGGGCCGGACAGACCCCCGACGGGCAAGUGCCUGGGGAAGGGCUGGGCUGGGCCAAUCAGAGCAGGUGCAAAUGUAA
Messenger RNA from Gaeumannomyces tritici R3-111a-1, 1054 nucleotides. RefSeq lists its product as hypothetical. The record is from RefSeq and is a predicted model, not a curated record. NCBI's taxonomy places the organism in Eukaryota, Fungi, Ascomycota, Sordariomycetes, Magnaporthales, Magnaporthaceae. The transcript has 5 exons. Bases 65 to 1054 code for a protein of 329 amino acids.